This is a messenger RNA of Pieris macdunnoughi, 345 nucleotides long. NCBI's taxonomy places the organism in Eukaryota, Metazoa, Arthropoda, Insecta, Lepidoptera, Pieridae. The record is from the annotation of a GenBank genome assembly.
AUGGCCGACCAUAGGAAAUGUAACGCCUGUCUAAAAAGUGUAGCAAACACUCCAUCAUUAAAUUGCUCACGCUGUAAGGCUGAAUAUCAUCAUUUUUGCAUAAACUAUUCACUGCCAGAGUAUAAUGCGAUGUCUGUUGAGCUUAAAUCGAAAUGGAUCUGCUUGCAGUGUCAAAGUCGCGAACGCAAGGGAGGCGAUAAUUCAAACACCCCUGUCCGUAGUAAUAAUAGCGUUGCCCUUGAAUCACCUCACCUGGAGUUCGUCACACAGCGCACGAAGGCUCGCACUGAAAAAAAUUGCUCUUGCAUAUCGCCCAGCAGUAUACGGGAUAUCAUUCGAGAAUAA